Messenger RNA from Colletes gigas, 3724 nucleotides. RefSeq lists its product as uncharacterized. The transcript is spliced from 5 exons. NCBI's taxonomy places the organism in Eukaryota, Metazoa, Arthropoda, Insecta, Hymenoptera, Colletidae. The record is from RefSeq and is a predicted model, not a curated record. Gene Ontology annotation, cellular component: cytoplasm. The coding region runs from base 270 to 2123 and encodes 617 amino acids.
CAUAACCAAGAAAAAAGUUACGGAGAAAAAUAUUUACUGUUUAUGAAGUGAUGUAACAUGUUCUUAAAGCGUAAUCAAAAACCCGAUGGACAUUUUUACUUAAGAUGGAGCAUCUUCCAAAUAGAGAACAUAUUAUGGUAGCUCCUGGAGUAAUCACUGUAGCGGUGCUUCUAAAUAUAGGAUUUAUUUUUAGGUUGGAGCUAGCCAUAGUUUGAAUCAGGAAUCUGAUCUAAAGCUGCAUUUCUAGGAGGUUUCUAAUAGUGACAAAAAUGGCUAAUGACUUAACAAUCAGAGGUAAAGACAGAUUGCAAGAAAUUAGUAUGAAAUUAGAGCAAAGUCAUUUAGUUUAUUUACAAACAGAUGACAGUCCAUUGAAGUUACAACAACGUCAUAAACUUGAAGGUUUCAUUAAAGAAUACCUCUGUCUUGUACCAAACGAGAACAAAUAUGUAUUUCAAGAAACUGCAGAUAUAUUGCAUAGAUCAGCAGCUACACUACAAGACUUUAGUGGAUACAGAGCCACAACUGCCUGGAGUGCUAUUUCCUUAUAUGCUGCUAAUCUUUUGGCUCAACCUUGGAGGAAAGAAUAUAGAACAUUAAGGACUUAUAGUGGAUAUUACAAACAUGAAGUGGAAGCAAAUUUGAUUGGAGCAGAAUUAAUGUUUGAACAAAUGGGAUACAAACAUACAGGGUUAGGAAUUCUCACUUUAGAGGGUCCUAUUGAUCCUGAUAAAGUAUCCAGUGUUAGCAGGGAUGCGAUUGUAGCCUUUGUCGAAUGUCAGAUUUUGAAGCAGAUAUGGGAGAGUGUUUCUCAGAACUGUAUCGUCUCUUGGUUGGAGAUUUUAGAAUUUCGGGAAAAUCACGUUGGUACACCGGAGCAAGCAAUCAGAGCAUUGAAUUAUCGUUUCCUUGAAAAGAUGCAUCAAAAUCGCACGAAAUCAGAAAAUUAUAGUGACCACCACUAUCCGCAAGCAACGUGCAUAGACACAGCAUCGCCGUCAGUUCCCUAUCACAUAAUGCCUUCCAAUUAUAAUAUGCCAUUACCAGUUUGUCAGUCAGAUUAUAGAUACAUUGAAGACACAAACGCGAUACCCGGAAACUAUAGAUAUUUUCCACCAAUGGAUCAUGGCUUUGUAAAUCGAUGUAGUGCCUAUGGAUGUUUACCACAUGGCAACAAAUAUUUCAACGGUGUCCCAAAUCCUUUCUAUACUACAAUGCCGGCGUACACGAGGGUACCAACAGGCAGAUUAAUUGAGGUCGAUAUGCCAGUAUCGGUUGCGAAUUAUGAUAAACUGCAUAAUCGAAAAACACGAAUACCAGACAUGGACGAAGUAGAUUUUUAUAGGAAACAAUCCAGCGACGGAGAUCAUUACGAUUACGGGAAAGUUGACACGAAGUCUGCGAAAUCAAUUACCGACAGAAAUGAUUACGAUUCUUGGGAUUUCGUAUACAGAAAUUUAGAAAGCCUGGGGUACUCGAAAGAUCUUGGCGAUCGAGAAGAUAUUUUGCACAAACGAGAAUGCGACUCUCGAACGAGCAAACAAAAAUCAUUAAAGCAAGGCGAUAGCGAUGAAAAAUAUAAUACGUAUCGUUUUGAAAAAAGAAGAAACGGAAGAACCGACGCGAAUGAGAUUGAUUCGUCUAUGACCAACGGUCGACACUAUCAUCAUGAUACGUUACCUUUUAAAAAGAAGUCCUCGUCUUUCGAUUUAACGGAUUCCAACAGAUAUCGUGUCGAUACAUCUCCCGAGGGUCAUUCAUCCUCUCACAAUAAGGAUAAAAAGCACGGUAGUCAAACACUUCCCAUUCAACGUUCUCACCGAUCCUCUGAUCAAAUUGCAAAAAUUGUAGAUUCGUUAAAAAAUUUAGAGCUGUCUCACUCGAGAAAAGGGGACGAAUUAAGAGAUGGAAAUAAAUGGAAUUGUGCUACUUGUACGUAUCUUAAUCCUUUAUCGAGAGAAAUCUGCGAAAUGUGUGGGAAAUCCAGGCACAAAGGUAACGAGGAUAAACCAUUAGCAAGUGGUGGAAAAGAGUGUCCAAAAUGUACGCUAGUAAAUGAAAAGAAUGUUUCGAUCUGUGAUGUCUGUGGUGCCAGUUUAAAAGAUUCGCCUACCUAUAUUUAGAUAAAUUAUUUUAAAUAAGUAUCCUCGUACCGUAUUCCACAUAAAAUAAAUAAAAAUGGUAAGUACAUUGCCUGGAUACUUCGUGCUGUCCUAAUAUGUAUGCUAAGGUGUUUGGAAAAACUGUUAGUACUUAUAAUGCUAUUUAGUGGCUUAUGUAAAUGGUAACAGAGUUUCUCAAUCACUUUAUCUAGAAAAAAAAUGAUAAGAGUAUUGUAUUAAUCGAAUUUACAAUGUCUGAAAUGUAUAAUGAAGAUAUAAAAUUAUUUAUUUAAAAUUGUUUGGGUAUAGUAGAUUUGUGAUAUGGAUGUGUUAGUAUUGUGGUGGCCUAUUACUUGUUUGAAAAAGGGUAAAAAUGGGCAUGUGCGAAUACCAUUUUUUGUCGAAUCAAAUCAAACAGAAAUUUGACUCCUUGAGUAUCUUUCAUUGAAUAUAAUAUCUAAUUAAAUUAGUCAUACAGAUAAUUAUACAAUUUUAAUGCAUCAAAUUAUUACUAAAUUCGCAUUUUGUUCAGGCUUUACUUGUAGAUUUGAUUCGACAAUAUAGUAUUUAAAUAUAUUCGGGUGUUUACCUAAAAAUUAUGAAUGGAUAAAGAAUUAUUGAUUAUAUUUGAUAGCCUAAAUAGUUUGUAAUACUGAAAGUUAUAUAAAAACUAUUUAUUCUACGACGCCUGUAUUGUAUCCAUAUGAAGAACUCAUAAGAACUUGUAUUUUAGAAAAAAAAUCAUGUUGGAUUGUUAUUUAGAAGAAAAGAUGUUAUCGUAUACCGUAUAUGUAUUUCGUAACAUUAUACAGAUGUUUAUGGCUUUUUUGUUUUUCCUGAAAUUGAAGAAUUUUACAGGGUUUUAUUUAAUUGUCUUUGUUUGUUAAUUUGAAUACUAAUUAAUAUGUUUCAAUUUUUGAAAGUAUGUUACAACAAAAAUUAGUAGAAGAUAUUAAUUGAUUAAAAGAUUCAUUGGUUGACAAAUAAUUACUAAAAAUUGUAUGGUGUUCUAUUUAAAUUAAUUACUAGAACAAUUGAAACAAAUCAAUGACUUUUAUCUUCGAGUACUAGUCUAUACGACAUUGGUCGUGAAGUAAUUAUUUUCACAUAGAUGCCCCAAUUAAAAUUUGAUAUACACUGUGAAUAUGAAUAUGAGUAAAAAUAUUAAGUUGUCUUAAACAUAUAAUUCAAGGAUAUUUAUUAUUUAAAUAAUUUGUUGUUAUCUAGAUAAUAUCAUUUUAGAAAUACAAUACUUAUGUAUGUAUACAUCACAAAUGUAAAUUACAUAAUAAUUGAUAGACUGCACAGUAUUCGAAUUAAUGGAAGUAUCAUUUGAAUCUAAAUAUCCUCUUGAUAUUUAUAUAAUUGAAAUAUUGGAUUUAAAAACUGUAACAAAUAAUUAUUUAUUCUAUGCAAAAAGCCGUAUGAAAUACUUUGGUAUUUAUUUAUACAUUCCUAAUGCAUCGAUUCAUCACUUAAUAAUAUCUGUAUUACGUUUUGAGAAAUUUAUUUCUACUUUAGACGUUUACUUUAGGCAACGGUAUAAGUAUAUGUAUAUUAUGAUCAGUACAUAGUUAUGUAUUCAUGUAUUGAUCGAUUUAUUACAAUCGAGAGUUAUCUCA